UUAGUCAAGUAAACCUCAUAUAUCAAUGUUAUGUGCAUUAAUUGGUAUUAUGGCCAUCCCGAAUAGAUAAAAGGUCAUAAACAUGCCACAUAACAAUGGUCUUUUGAUAGGAUGAGCCUGCAUGUACACAGACCCACAACACACACUCCUGCAGGCUGACAUUUACCCUCAUGCACACUGACUGACACCUGCCUGACAGACACCAUGUGAUGCUGAAGGGAGGUGUUAAUGUUUAGUUAUUGCUGUGACGUGUGGGACGGCCCAUUCCUGCAGGUGACUGCUUGGAGAACCUCUAGAACCAGCAACACAAAUUCCUUCAACUGGCUCAGCAUUUCUCUGUGCAACAAGACCCUGAAAGAUGCCUAAAUAUCUAUCAGUAAGCCCCUUUGAAGAAAUAAGUGUGAAGACUGAAAAUAGACCUCACCCGAAGAAACAACGCUACUUACGUAAAGAGGGCAGCUGUAAAGUGGUGUUUCGCCACGUUCCAGAAGAAUGGCUGCUGUUUGUCAAUGACAUCUUUACCACCUUAGUUGAGAUCAGGUGGAGGGUGAUGUUCCUGAUUUUUGCAUCAUCUUACAUCCUUUCCUGGCUUGUCUUUGGAGUCCUUUAUUUUGUCAUUGCUUUGGCUCACGGAGAUCUCAGAGACCACAAUAAUGACCCCUGUGUAUUUGAGGUGCGCAGCUUCACAGCCAGUUUCCUCUUUUCUCUGGAAACCCAGACCACCAUUGGUUACGGCUUUAGAGGAAUGUCUGAGAACUGCAUGACUGCCAUCAUCAUUGUUACCAUACAAGAUGUCAUCAGCUGCUUCAUUGACACUUUUGUCAUUGGAAUUGUGGUGGCCAAAAUGGCCUCGGCCCGAAAGAGGGCACAGACCAUCAGCUUCAGCAACCGUGCUGUCAUCAACCUUCGAGACGGGUAUCUAUGUCUUUCUUGGAGGGUUGGGGAUUUCCGCAGGUACCACAUGGUGGAGGGAACGUGCUGUGCUCAUAUUCUCCGCACCAUAGUGCACACAACCGGGUUAGUCGAUGUAACCUAUGAAGAUGUGGUCAUCCAGCAGAAGGACAUUAUCUUGAUCACACCUACCACCAUUUUCCACCGAAUUGAACCUGGAAGUCCGCUGUACAAUAUGAGUUUGGAAGAUCUCCGAAAGGCAGACUUUGAACUGGUGGUAUCGUUCACCUACACAGACGACUCCACCGGCAUGCUCCAUCAGACCCGGACAUCAUACACAUCAGAUGAGAUCCUCUGGGGUCAUCUUUUUCAGGAGAUGAUCAGAGUGACCAAGAAGCACUUCAGGAUCGAUUACAACCUGUUCAAUAACACUGAUAAAGUGCUGGUACCUCUGGUCAGCGCUGAGGAGUAUAAGCUGAAGAAGAAUGAGGAGGAGCAGAAGAAGCUUUGGCUUUCUGCUCGGGCUUCUCCAAAAAAUUCCCCCAGGUGUUCCCCACUGCCAUCUUUACGAUCACUGCAGCAAAGUCAUAAAGAGAAUUGUCUGAACCCUCCAACAGCAAUGGUUGAACAUAAGGGAGACAACCAGCCAGAGCCAAAUGUUACAGCAACACAAACUGAAAAUCAACAUCAAGAAACUUUGACUGUGUCAAAAGACCUCACAAUCACAGAAUAAAAGAAACAGAGCUUUGGUAUUUGAGAUUUUACUAAAAGCCAACUCAGUACCAGCUGUAGUGUUACCAACAUCAACACUUAACCAAAAUAUAUUUUUGGAGCAGCCAACAUUCUUCAUCUUUGUUCAAUCUAGCACCUUGCAGGACAUUGUUUGGUCUAGAAAAUUAAAGACCUUUUCGGUUUUGAAAUUUGGAGCUUUGCUUAGCUAAAGUCCAGAAGUUCUGGAGUUUUACCUUAUGAUAAAACCUUAUGAUAUUUCUCACCACGGCCCCAGUGCUCUACUACCAUGAGUAAACAUGUAUAAAAGGCCUCAAAACAAAGUGUCAUAGCUGCACUAACGUUAUGAGUUCCACACCUACUGGCAACCUGUAGUUAAGACUUCCCACAACUCUCCUUUUUCCAACAGGACAACACUCUCACUAUAGCUUCUUCUCAUUUACUUCCAAAGGUUGGAGAACAUUCUGUGUUGAUGUGGCCAGAUUUUUAUUUAACCUCUUCUGGUAUUUCAAAGAGUUUAUGAUACCAAGCAUUCUAACAAUUUUCCAAAGAGCCUUUGGAAUAUAAACAGGCCCAUGGCAUCACAGAUCCUUCAUCAUAAUUAAUAGUUGGUAUGAGGGUCUUUUCUAUGUGUUCAUUCUUUGUUUUGACAUGUGUUGCUGCAAACACAAACUUAGUCUCAUCUGAUCAAAACACACGGUUCCAGUUAAAGUUCAAGUAACUUUUAGCAAGCUCAGUUUUUACAUUUCUGUUGGUAGGACGGAGCACACUUUUUCCCUGGCCUGCCUCUCAAACAUGUAUAUUGUAUCCAAUAGUAAUUAUACAGACUUGGAGACAAGAUGCCACUUUUUGCUGCAGUUGACUAACAUUGAGCUUUGGAGUUCUUUUAACCUUCUUUACCAUCCUGCUCACUAUAUGCAAGUUGUCCAGAUAAACUUGGAUCAUGGUCCAGCCUUGGUUGUAACAGUUCUAGUUGUCUUUAACUUUUCAAUGAUUCAUCUGACUGUAAAUUUUGGCAGACUGUAGAACAGUAGCUGUUUUUUGUAGCCAUUUCUUGACUUAAAAAGAUCAGGGCACGUGUCUUUUCCUCUUGAAGAGUCGGUAAGCAAAACUGCCCUCUCUGACAUAUUUACAUGUUAAAAGAAUGUUGUGAAUAACUAGUAAAAAGUACCAUGAUGCUUUUAACUAUUAAAAACUUUUGUAUAAAUAGAAAAGACUUCAGUUACAUUUAUUAUAUGUGGAUGGUAAAGACUACAAAUAAUUGUGGCUAUUCUGAUCAUUUUAAAAAAACUUUUUCUUGCCACAAAAUUUGUUUCCCUCUGAAUGAAAGUUUAAAGAUUAAAGUUUGGAGAUGGUUAUGAGAUUGUGCUACUGGAAUAAAGGAUUUCUGAAGCUCUUUGCAAUAUUUUUACCAAGGUCACAAAACGCGCAGAAGGCCUUGUAACUGAUGCUAUUUUCUUUCCUUUUUUUAUCAACCACUUAAAAAAAGUGACAUCUGGUUAUGAUACCAUACUGCACAAUACAUGUAUGCAUCUUUCAUUUGUUUGUUUCCAUUUAUGUUUAAAUGUACGAACAAAAUGACUAUAAACACAAUAGUUUCAUAAAUAUUUGUAUGUGUUCUGUAAUAUUUUUCUAUGCACAAUCAGCAUGGACUAAUUUCCAUUUUCAAUAAAUAUUACAGUUGAAAAAGCUCUGAAACAAAUCACAUUUUCAGUCAUACUGUACAUAGGCCUCAAACUACUUUUGAAAAGAUACUGGGAAUGGUGUAAAGUUUCUCAAUUCAUGCAGAGCAUAGAUCAGUGCUCCCAGGUUAUUUUACAAUGAACAGCGCAUAUCCAUAAAGACAUUUAAAAUAGAUCCUCAAAAUAAUUAGGUUGUAGACAUUUUUUAUGAUUCUAUUUUUGUCUUUAAUUACUGUGUAUAUUUCGGUUUGUUUCUUAAUCACAAUAUCUUUUUGCUUGUUGUCUCAUAUUUAGGAUGACAUGAACUUUAAAUGUCAUUUCUGUAUUUUAUUAAUGGUGUUUAUCAAUACAUCUAAAGCAGACACUUAAAUUAAAUUGUUACUGUCAACACCUUCA
Molecule: messenger RNA, 3698 nt
Organism: Girardinichthys multiradiatus
Lineage: Eukaryota; Metazoa; Chordata; Actinopteri; Cyprinodontiformes; Goodeidae
Gene: kcnj16a
Product: potassium inwardly rectifying channel subfamily J member 16
Exons: 2
Coding region: 359-1624 (421 amino acids)
Biological process (GO): potassium ion import across plasma membrane; regulation of monoatomic ion transmembrane transport
Cellular component (GO): plasma membrane
Molecular function (GO): inward rectifier potassium channel activity
Source: RefSeq, a predicted model, not a curated record